Epinephelus lanceolatus (giant grouper) is the source of this 2943-nucleotide messenger RNA. RefSeq names its product transmembrane protein 91 (gene tmem91). Gene Ontology annotation, cellular component: membrane; intracellular membrane-bounded organelle. Lineage: Eukaryota; Metazoa; Chordata; Actinopteri; Perciformes; Serranidae. The record is from RefSeq and is a predicted model, not a curated record.
UGGAAGAAGAGAGAGAGAGGAGAGGAGGAGAGCUGUAUUUGUAAAGUCAGAGAAAAGCUGAGAGUGGCAGAAGAAAGUUGACACCGUGUAAGAUGCACUGCAGCCGCAACAAGGAUUAACGACAGACCUUCUCCUGCCUGCGAGGAGGAGAGAGCGAGCCGAGCAGGAUGCGAGAGAGGAUGCUGUGCAGGGGAAAGGGGAGUCUUUGACGAGGCAUGCAUACCGCUGCUGCUGCCAGGCUGCACAGGUGUAAUAGGUGCAUCCGCAUGCAUUCACAGCAGCACCAGCAGCAGAGCUCGACGGAGGGGUGCCGACAAGUUUGACUCUCUGUAACCCAACGCUCACAUUCCGUCCCUCGCACAAACACGUGUAAGAUGCAUACAAUCUAGACGUACACACUCACAUAUAGGCUACUCACACACCUUCUGCACAUGCCCACGCUAAGCGCAAGCACAUCAGUGGAUCAGAGUGUAGCAGCGUUCAGUCGUGUGGAUGGUUAAAACUGGGAAGCUGGAUUCCCCCGUUUCUUCUCGGAGGAUUCAUCCCGAGGACAGGACAGGGCUGAGCAGGACGAGUUUAAGGUAAAGACAUCCUCAUCCUCAUCAGAGUGGAUAGAGAGCUGCCUGACUACUCAUCUGUCCCGAAUGAAACUCUCUUAAGGUGGACAGGGUACAUUAAAAGAAUUACAUGUCCCAAAGGGGCGCUGUCGUGGCAAGCAGCAAACCCACAGCCAUAAAUCAACACUGGAGAACUUUGAUUUCUUCAUUAUUGCUUCUUGCGGCAACAACAGAGAAACAGACAUGUUGGCAGGCCUGCUGACCUGCGGAUGUGCACCAUAGGAUUCUAUUUCUGGAGCCUCAUUGCUUUUACAGAUUAACUGCCCUCAAAUAUGGCCCCAAUCCAUUCAUUGCGCCACUAGUUCGACUGCUGCCGGAGGUUGCGCAUAUUCAAGCUUCAAAACACCCCACUGUGCGUCAGUCCAGUCAUCUGAAGCCCGCUGCCUUUAGCCUGCUUUUUUUUUUUUUUUUAAAGCAGUGUCAGUACGAACAAACACAUGACAGACAGCCUGAAAGUCAUUUUUGUUUUUCUCUUCGCAAUCAUUUCUCAGCUCACAAGUCAUUUCUCAUUUUCAUCCAAAACAGUUGAAAGGACAGAUUGACAUUCAAAGCUUUAAUGCUAAUAACAUGACACUGUGCUUAGAUUAAGACUUCAUAUUAUAUUGCAGGAGACAUUUUUCAUGAGUUCCUGUCCUGAGGGCAAAUCACGCUGAAAUCCCAUUGCCCAAUGUUUUCAUUAGCCUAUCUGGGGCUAAUCAAGGUCCUCCAUCAUCAGAAUUGACAUUACCAUAUUGGAUGAGAGAGAACGUAGCCAACAUUAGCAUAUUCAUGAACACUGACGCACUCAAUCAUGUGAAAUGGAAGACAUGGGGCAAACCCUGAGCCAUCAAGCCCUGAAACAAAUAGCUUAUGAAAUGUGAGGAAAAGAGGAUCUUGAGUCCUCCAAUACAUCUUCAGCACAUCCCAUAGAACACAAAAGAAGGCUACCACUGGCACAUUACGGAUAUUUCAUAAACCUGGCAUGUCUUGUUGACCUCUGGCCUAAAGCCUAUAAUAAUAGAGAAAUUAAAGAAUAGGAUUAAAGAUGGAUUAUCACUGAAAAACUAAAGCCACCAAAGCAGCUGCCUUUGCAUAAGUCCAUUGGACACUCUUCAGGGAGACACUCUGCGGACUGAUUUGUAGAUUACAUUUGGUUGUUGAUGCGGUGGCCUCUUGUGUUGUUGGCAUUAAAAGAGAGGGAUGGAGAAUCUAGAUGAGCUGGAGCACCCUCUUCUGGGAGAAAACCCCAAUAACAGUCGGGCAUCAGGGCCAGGGCUGGGACCCGGGACUGGACAGGCCCCUGGCGGGAUGUUCAAGGGCAUCUUGGUCAAGUGUGAGGAGGACAGGGCCUACCCUCCUUUAGUGUGGAGGAGCUAUUGUGGACAUCCUCCUGAGCUUCAGCAGCAGCAGCUACUGGACCCUUGCUCCUUGCCUCGCACACUGGAGUCCUUCUACCCAUCAGCACCCAUUUGGGGCCAUGCUGACUCCCUGCUCAGCAAAGACUACCUGGAAACCACCUUUGUGGACAUUCGGCCCGGUUCCACACUGGAGAGGAAGCUGCUGGCUGAAACGCAGGACUUCCACAGUGUGGCCUACAGCAUGGAUGAUGAGGAUGACCUGCUUCCCGACUCUGACGACUCAUCCAUUGAUGACUUCAGUGAUACAGACAGUGAGAGCAACUUCCCUCUGAUGAUCCCGCAGGACUACCUGGGUCUGGCCUUCUUCUCCAUGCUCUGCUGCUUCUGGCCCUUGGGCAUCGCUGCCUUCUACCUUUCACAGAAGACCAACAAGGCAUCCGCUCAGGGGGAUUUUCAGGGGGCCAACGCAGCAUCUCGCCAGGCUCUGUGGCUUUCAGUGCUCUCCAUUGUGUUUGGAAUCAUAACGUACAUCUGUGCCAUCGCUGCACUGAUUUCCUACCUGUCUGGAAAACCACCAUAAAAGCAACUCUUGCACAAACACACACACACACACACACACACACACAAAAAACAGACCUCUCACGAAUUUCAUCUAUAUCAACACAACAUAUCACCUGUAAAUGCAAAAUAAUCACAGUCUUUGUCUUCAGUCAUGUUAUAUCUACACCUGGAAAAAGGACAGGAGAUGUGGUGUAUAAAUUAUAAUCACUUCUAUUUGGAUUAAGACAUAGUUCAGCUCAGAGGACAUUCCUCAUGUGUGAAGAAAAAUCAUUGAAAAAGAAGUUAUACGAUAUCACUCCUUAUAGAAGAUCCAGUCUGUAAAUGUGAUUUAUUUUGUCACCUGAGGAUUUAAGUUACCUGCCAUACUUUAAAUCUGUGCUGUAGUUGUCAUCAGGUUACCGGAUUUAAAAAAAAAAAAAAAAAAAAAG